CUUGCUAACAAAAAUGGAAAAACUUGGAAGAAAUCUUCAACUAAGUGACUUUACAAAAAUUCCCUUUGAUAUUUAUCGAUUAGUUGGAAUCAGGGUCUAUAAAUACGAUCCCGACGAAAAGCAACCUCUUAAAGAAAAAAUAGCUUUCUCAAUGGCUAUUCUAAAUUUGACAAUUCAUUUUUUUCUCAAAAACGCUGUCCCAUUUUAUCACAAGUUUGAAGAUCCAAUUGAAUUGACAGCUUUUGCUUGCUACGCAGGCUUUGUCAUUAACUCACUUUGCAAAAUUAUAGCGGUUUGGUGUGGUCGAUUUUUCUUAAAGGAAGUUCUUGUCAAAAUGGAGGAAAUUUUUCCAAAAACUGAGGAAGAUAUAAUUCAAUACCGUCUGGAUGAGUAUUAUAAAAAAAUUGAAUUCUACAUGAGAACGUUGACUAUUUAUCACUUUUCGACAACCACAAUGUUCAAUUUUUUCCCCUUAAUUCAAUCAAUAGUGGAGAAAAUUAUAACUGGCGAAGAUUUUGUUUAUAGAUUUCCAUUUAUUUUGGUUUAUCCGGGAAAUGAGAAGCAAUUUCCGAUAUUUCUGUUUGCAUAUUUUUAUCAGAUAAUGGCGGCGUAUAUUUUGUCGUGUUUCUUUUUGGGUUCUGAUUUGUUACUUGUGUCGAUUGUGCACUUAGCUUGUAUGCAUUUUGAUUACUUGGGGAAAAAAAUUACAGAUUUUGAACCCACUGGCACGGACAGAGAUCUUAUAGAUUUAGGGAAGUUUGUUAAAUAUCAUGAUGACACUUUAAGCUUAAGUUUCAAAAUUAACGAAGUAUUCAAAGUAUCCAUUUUGAUGAACUACAUUGCUUCAUGCGGAGUAAUUUGUAUGAUUGGAUUCCAAAUCACAGCUGGUUCGGAAAUUCUCGAUAUGCUUAAGUUUUUUGCAUUUUUGAUAUCUUCUUUGGUUCAUGUAUAUUUUAUUUGUUCUUUCGGUUCGAAUUUAUUAGAUGUGAGCGGUAAUAUAGCAGAUGCAGUUUUUUCUCAUAGGUGGUAUAUGGCAAAUAAUAAAUAUAAGAAAUCUUUACCUCUAUUGUUGGCGCGUUCACAUAAGCCAGCUUUUUUGACAGCUUUUAAAUUCUUCAUAGUUUCGAUGGAAAGUUUUAAAAGUCUGGGAACAACUUCAUACCAAUUUUUCACUCUAAUCAAAACCAAAUACGAUGAAGAAGAAUAAAAUGGUGGCUUAAUA
Molecule: messenger RNA, 1222 nt
Organism: Eupeodes corollae
Lineage: Eukaryota; Metazoa; Arthropoda; Insecta; Diptera; Syrphidae
Product: odorant receptor 85c-like
Exons: 4
Coding region: 14-1207 (397 amino acids)
Biological process (GO): sensory perception of smell; detection of chemical stimulus involved in sensory perception of smell
Cellular component (GO): plasma membrane
Molecular function (GO): odorant binding; olfactory receptor activity
Source: RefSeq, a predicted model, not a curated record